Messenger RNA from Dicrocoelium dendriticum, 2723 nucleotides. NCBI's taxonomy places the organism in Eukaryota, Metazoa, Platyhelminthes, Trematoda, Plagiorchiida, Dicrocoeliidae. The record is from the annotation of a GenBank genome assembly.
AGGUGUGAACUUCCGUCAUUCAUUUUGCACCUUAAGCUUGUCUGGUUGCACCCACUGUUAGCUAUAUCUAUGCUUACCGGUUAUUGUUAAUGGUACUGAGGAGACAAUACGAAAUGCAUGCAUCUACCAGCCUUCGUCUUCUUUCCGUGCUUUUCAAAUUGUUGAAGGGAACUAACUGCUUUAAAUUUCUGAAACGACGAAUUCCCUCCGAAACAGUCAGGUUGCUGCACCGCAUAGUCAGCCUGAGGUGCAAGAUGGUGUGCUUACGUGUGGAAAUAUCGUUUCUAUCGAAAUGCAUUUUCGUACGUCGCUAUCCUCGUCCAGUGCUUUUACUGUUGCGUAGAAACAAACUCAAGCCCUCUGCGGCUAACCUUAAACGUGUGGCGUCCGCUCACCUAGAGACGGCUCAAACCAGACUUGUGGAACUACUAGAAACUCAUGCACGCUUACUACCCGUGGUCGAGGAUCUCUCUUUGUGUUGCCGGAUUGUUUUCACUAACUUUUGUAAAUCAACUCUUGAUCGUACGAGACGAAAUCGCUCCGCUCGUUUAGAAAAUUCGCUGAUGAACAACCAGGAGGAGGAACCAAUUGCUCGUGAUCCCAGUAAGUACGUGAUGAAUUUAUCGAACGUACAACUUGAUGCGUUGCAAUUAGAAGCAUUAUCACUUGGGCUUGAUUACAAAGUCCCCCCUAAGACCUUGAACGGCUUGUUUAUAGAAGCCCAAUUUGAGAACUUUUUUGACCAGUUUAAGGAGCUCCAACCAACCAGCCCUGAUAAGCAUAUUUGGUUCAGAAACAAGUUAACUGAUAUCGCCCAUGAGGUAAAAACCAUGCCAAUUAAUGAAAAAUGUGCCAUCACAGCUCGACAUUUUCAGGCUUUACGUGAACUACGAGCUAAGGACGUAGUCGUAAUGAAACCAGAUAAAGGUUCAGGAGUGGUAAUCAUGAAUAAAACCGAAUACAAUGAGAAGAUGUGCGUUAUACUCAACGAUGCGAGUAAAUUCGAACGGCUCACGAAAGUGGGGGACAUAACCAAUGUCGAAAUGCGCAUAAUUCGUCACCUGGAAUUACUUCUCCUCCACCGCGUGAUAGACUUGGAUACAUUUAAUAGUUUGAAGCCGAGUGGUAGCACUAUUCCCCAGUUGUAUGGGUCCCCAAAGACACAUAAGUGUGAAGUGCCACUCAGGCCAAUCCUUUCAAUGAUGAACGCGCCCCAGCACAAACUCGCUCGUUGGUUAGUGAAGUUGCUAGCUCCGCUGAAACAACAGUUCAAUCCGUACAGUCUUAAAGACUCGUUUCAACUCAUUGAUGAUCUGGAUGAACUCAACCUGUCAGACAAAGUUAUAUGUUCCUUGGAUGUAGAAUCCUUAUUUACCAACGUGCCGCUACAUCAGACGGUUGAUUACGUAUGCGAAUUAGCUGAAAACGGUGGCUGUUCGCUACCAAUUCCGACUGAAUUGCUAAGAGAAUCUCUACUAUUGUGCACGGAGAAUGUGGAUUUUCACUUCCGGAAUACACCAUACCGUCAGAUUGACGGCGUAGCAAUGGGUAGCCCAUUAGGUCCUGUGCUCGCUGAUUUCUUCAUGUUGAUGGUAGAAAGAAGCAUUUCUACAGAAAUAGCCCAGGUGCCAUACUACAAAAGAUAUGUCGAUGAUAUCUUGGCUUUCUGUUCGUCGGAGCAGCAGCUCACACAUUUGGUAGAACGGCUCAAUGGUGCUCAUGCUAACUUACGGGUUACAUGUGAAAUAGAACAAAACAAUUGUCUACCAUACCUGGACAUACUCAUAACUCGCAGGGAGGAUGGAUUGAUUAAGAGGUCAAUUUACCGAAAAUCGACUUGGUCCGGUCAGUACCUGCACUUCACCAGCUUCACACCAGUGCGGUACAAACGGACACUUGUGAAGACUCUAGUUAGUCGUGCCAGACGAAUUUGUUCGGCCGACUGUCUGGACGAUGAGCUGGUGUUCAUUACAGCAACACUAAUGGCGAAUGGCUACCCUCGAAGAUUUAUCGAGAAACACAGCCAACCGCGAGGACCAAAGGACUUGGUGCACACGGCAGCCAAGAAGAAAGUGUAUAUCGAGUUACCUUUCAAAGGUGACUUAGCCACGCUGAAGACAACCAAGCGUAUAAUUUCUGCUACACAAGGAAGUUACUAUGCUGCACAAGUUGUCGUUAUCAACCGAACCCGAAAUUUGCCCAUACCUCCAACGAAAGAAGCUCAGCCUAUUGGGGCCAACUCACACUGUGUAUACCAAUUUGUAUGUGACUGCGGAAAAAGUUACAUAGGCAGAACCAAUAGAACGCUGACUUCCCGAAUAAAGGAACAUGUGCCAAGAUGGGUUCAACGUGAAGUUGCUCAGAUUGCCUACCCUCGUCAGAUUCCAUGUUCGCGCAGACCGCCGGCUUCCUCGAUAGGCAAACACCUAUUAGACUCGGGUCACCAAUUAGAGCUGGGCUCAGCGUUUAAAGUUGUGUUACGUCACACUAAUCCCCGUUUCCUUCGGUUUGCCGAGGCUGUCGCAAUUAGCCGGAUUAAGCCCGCCUUGUGUGUUCAGAAACAAUUAUUUGUUAGCCUAAAGCUGCCUUGGACGUAGGUGUGAACUUCCGUCAUUCAUUUUGCACCUUAAGCUUGUCUGGUUGCACCCACUGUUAGCUAUAUCUAUGCUUACCGGUUAUUGUUAAUGGUACUGAGGAGACAAUACGAAAUGCAUGCAUCUACC